This is a messenger RNA of Daphnia carinata, 3090 nucleotides long. RefSeq lists its product as uncharacterized. The coding region runs from base 97 to 3090 and encodes 997 amino acids. The record is from RefSeq and is a predicted model, not a curated record. The transcript is spliced from 9 exons. Gene Ontology annotation, molecular function: serine-type endopeptidase inhibitor activity; cysteine-type endopeptidase inhibitor activity. Lineage: Eukaryota; Metazoa; Arthropoda; Branchiopoda; Diplostraca; Daphniidae.
AACGGUGUCACCAAUUUCCCACCCCUUUCCUGUCAAUCCAUUGUCACUGAUCACCAAUUUUGCUUUGUUUGUCCACCGCAAUUUGGAAUACUAAAAAUGUUUGAAACUCGAUGCACAUGGAUCCCGCACGCAAUUGCCAACGCUGAUGGAUUCGUGGAUGAACGCAAGUUCGACGCCUUGUCAAAAGAUGUUUACGCAGAUUUGCGCAACAUGUAUCGCAAAUUACGAACCAACGACCCGAAACAGCUGGACGAGAUUCCAGAAGCAGUUCGUGUCGCAUCUCACGAUGUACCGUUGAUUAGUAACGGCUUUAGUACUUUCAAGGAUCUGAAUGUGGAUGACGCUCAGGUCAAAUCUAUUGCUGCCUUUGCUACCACAGCCUUGCAAGCGAAUCGUAAUUACAAACGUCUUGUUUUGAACAAAUUAAUCAAAGCUAAAGUUAUGGCCGGCAGAAACUUCAAACUAACUCUGCAAUUUACGAAUUUUGAUGCCAAUGGUUAUCCCGGUAAAUCUCUUAUUUGCGUCGUGGUUGUUUUCGUCCAUCCCAUAAUCGAAACCCGCGAACUCGUGAGUCAUUCGUGUUCUGUUGCACCGAAGAAACUUGCGUCUCAACCUGAAACGGACUUGGUCAAUGAAAUUCUGUUGGCUAUCAAAGAACGAAAAGAAUUAUGGCAAAUUGCCAAUUAUCUGAAUGCGUCUCGAGAGAUCCUGGUCAAAGAUUUGCCUCUCACCAGUCCCAACGGGACAAAGUUGAGUUACGUUUUCUUCGCACCGACGUUCCUGGCCUUCAGGAUGAAGGCAAUAGGGAAUGCUGCUGAUUUUGAUUCGUUUUUGGUUAAUCCUGAUAUCCGUCAUAAAUUUUUACUUGGUCAUUUUUCACGCCAAAACAUUUCGUCCAAAGAACUGAAGCAAUUGAACAAUCUCUCCAUGGCUGAUUCAACAAAGACUGUUCUUUCACAUGCAUCCAAUAUAAAAAAUGGAGUAUGUAAGACGCUCAAGUGCAAGGAAACAUUAUGUAAAUUACCACCAAUGCAAGGGAAAAAAGGGAUGGCGUGUAGGGCCAACGUCCCCAAGUGGACUUUCAAUUUCACAUCGGGCAUCUGUGAGAGUUACACGUACGGCGGUUGUGGAGGAUCGAAAAAUCUGUUCGAUACGGAAAUUAUGUGCCGGAUGACGUGUAGUUCAAUAAAGAAUGGAGAUAUGCAUUUUAUAAAUACAGCUGCCAUCGAGCAGGAAACCAUCCAGCUAGCGAAUGGUUUGGGCACAAUCUUCGUCAUCGAUCGUGUGCUUGGCGGACCUACCAGGAAGGGCAAUGUCAGUUUUGCAAAACCCGUUAGAUCAACGAAUUCAAAAACUACAGCAGUUGAUGAACCAAAAGCAGUUGAUCCCACUACACCAUUGCCAGGUGGAUACAAUGUGCUGGAGAAGAAUGGCAAAGAUGUUGAGGAGAUGGCACAGUUUGCCACCAACGUCAUAUCAACUAAACUGACAGAUUGCGAUCUUAUUGGAGUCGUCAAAGCAGAAUCACAAGUCGUAGCUGGCACGAACUUGAAGCUGACCCUGAAAUUGGCACCAAUCGAUACCCCUGCAGUUCACGAGAAAUUUAUUUGCGAAGUCGUCAUCUUCGACCAACCAUGGACCAAAACCCGAAACGUCACCUCCUUUAAGUGCACCUCCAACGAAUUUAACAUUGUCACAGAAAUCUUAUCUACUAUCGAGGAACGAGAGGAAUUAUCACCGGUCAUCCGUUACCUCAACGCUUCUAGAGAAGACCAGGAUUUUUUGAUGGAGUUACCUUUUAUCAGUUAUGAUGGAAAAUCGUUGAAUUGGCUGAGUUAUACCUUCUUUGCCCCCACAUCAUCGGCCUUUACGUCUCAAAUGCCACAAGAUGCCGCCGAUCCGCUUAUUAUUGACGCUGAUUUCCGACGCAAAGUCCUUCUCCGUCAUAUCGUUCACCACCACAUGACGCCGAUGGAUAUCGUUCACGCAGACAAGCUCAUCAUGGCGGACUUGAAACAGGCAAAUGUAACCCACACAGCUCAAAACAAUAAUACCCUGAAAAAAGUGAACGACGUCUGUAACCUCCCGCCUCUGCUGAAGCCUAAAGAUACGAUUCAAAUUGAAUGCAGAGGCUACAUUGAAUUGUGGACGUUCAAUUCCCACACCGAAGAAUGUGAAAUGUACAUAUACGGUGGUUGUGAUGGAUCUGAGAAUCUUUUCAACACCCAUAUGGCCUGUGAAGCCGCUUGCGGUGAAUUCAGUCGAAAAAUGCACAUGAUAAACGGUGCAGAAAUUCAAACAGGUAUGAUUGAACAAGGCUUCGGCGUCGUCUUUAUUAUCGAUCGCGUAUUCAUGACCCGUGAUGAAGUCAGCGCUGUUUUCAACAAACAUCCCAAUACCGACCUUGGCAUCUAUGGUUCAGCUGAACCGCAUAUUCAAACAUUGACAAGUAAACCUGAUGAACCAGAAGAAUCCGAAGAACCUCUUGAAGUCACUGGAGCUACAGAAGUCAUGGAAGCCACAGAAGUGACAGGAGCUACAGAAAUCACGGCAGCUACAGAAGUCACGGGAGCAACAGAAAUCAUAGACGUAACAGAAGUCAUAAAAACCACUGAAGCACAAAAAGCCGAGGAGCCCGAAGACGCGGAAGAAGCUGAAGAAGCAGAAGACGCUGAAGAACCAGAAGACGCUGAAGACGCUGAAGAAGCUGAAGACGUAACGAAAACCGCAGAAGCAAAAGAUACCGAACAAACAAAGAAAGUCGAAGAGGCGGAUGAAACCGAAGAAGCCCAGGGAAACGAUAAAAUCUUAGUCAAUUACACCCCGGCACAAGUCGAUGACGUCGAAGUUCAAAAAAUGGCCUUGUUCGCUACCAAAGAGUUGAGUCAGAGCAACGAGGCAAUGUCUCCGUUGGUCAUGACCAGCAUUCUCUCGGCUGAAAAACAAAUCGCUCCUGACAUUAAAUAUCGCCUUCGUUUAGAAUUCAAGGGUGGAUCGGAAGAGACAUUGAUAUACUGCACCGUGAUAGUGGAUGAAGCUGCUGCAGAGGGAGGUUUGCCAAAAAUGGCCGAGUCUGAUUGUGUAGAUUGA